This is a messenger RNA of Marchantia polymorpha subsp. ruderalis, 1510 nucleotides long. The record is from the annotation of a GenBank genome assembly. NCBI's taxonomy places the organism in Eukaryota, Viridiplantae, Streptophyta, Marchantiopsida, Marchantiales, Marchantiaceae.
UCUGUUUGACUUCUACAGGACUUCCCUGCUUGCUUUCAAAAUUUUGGUGUAGUCUCGGAAAUACCUCUCUCUGCUCUGGAGCAAAUGCAGUGCUCGAGGAAUUCGUCAUCUGCGUGAACGAACGCAAUGGCAAUGGCAGCUACAUGUGUUUCAUCACACGUUCUGUGCUCAGCUGCAUUUGCCCCGAGUACAAGUUCUUCUGGUUGUAGCGUUGGAAACAGCGGAAUCAGGUGCGCGAUUGUGUCGAGGAGCCAUGUCGGUGGCUCUUCGAGUUGCAGAUCGGGUAGCAGUUUAAGGACAAAACAGCUUAUGGGAAGGAGCUUGAGAUUCGAGCAGGCAGAGGGAAUCAGCAAGUCGGUUAAUACUGGAUUAGUUGUUGAGGCGGCAAAGAGGGUGCAAACCGGGCGGAGUUACGUGUUGAGCUCUACAUUGAAUAUUGAAGAAGGAAAGGAAGAAGAAGUUGCUGCUCUGUGCAAAGACAUUCUUGUGUGGGCCGAGGAGAAAAAGAAUGUGAAAGGCUCGGGGAUUACCGUGUUUGAGUGCAAUGUCGAUCCUUUUGAGAAGAACGUCUUCCAUUUUUGGGAACGGUACGACAGUUUCCAGAUAAUGAAUGAUAUCCGUGCAUCUCCCGAGCACACGAAGUUCCUCAACGAUGUGAGGCCUUUGUUGACUGGCCCUAUUGGACUGGCAGCAUACGAGUACAAGGAUGGUCAAAUUGGGCACAUGAUGAAUCCGAUUGGUCCCAAGGGUGAGGGAGGCCUAGAUGAUGCUACUGGUCAGUCAGGAACCAAACAGCAGUCAUCAUCUAUUGGACAAGGGCUUGGUCAGAUGGAAGAAGACGAGGACGUAAAAAGUUGGGGUCUUGAUAAGUUGUUGGCUAAAGUUAGGGGGGAAGACAGAGAAGCCGGCUGGAGUUUCAAGACUUUGUUUGGUGACAUUAAAAAGGGAUCAGUAUGAACGAGCUGAAAGAGUACUCCCACUUCUUCUGUUCCACUCUUUUCAGGUAGCCAGUGUUUGAAAGAGACGGCAUACGGUGACAUUUCACCAUCAAACACCAACCUCUAGAUUUGCCUUACUUUUUCCCCUGUUAUGUAUCCAGGGUUGCCCUGCCGGCAACUGUCGCCACAUGUAUAAUUUCUUUCUCGAGUGCUUGCGAGAAAAUUCACCAGAAUUCAUAGACGAAAUAAGUUUAGUAUGAGAAGUGAUGUUAGUUGUAGAUUUAGAGGAUCAGAGCAUUUAUGCAUGAAGAGAGUGAUCUGUAUGUAGUUUAUGAUUGGAUCAUUGACAGUGCACGCUGGCUGGACAUUUGACGAACUCUUCAUUCCAUCAGGUGUAAAUCAACGAGGUAGAUAGCGUGUGAUAUGUGGUACAUCAAGAUUCUAAUUUGAUUGAUCAGUGCCGAGUAUGUCCUGUGCCUUAUUCCUGUACACGAUGUUUCCAGCUUUGUUUUGAAUGCUCUAUUCAAUUUUUCCAGCAAGAAUGUAACAACUUACAUUCUUAUAAUGUUAUA